Molecule: messenger RNA, 1707 nt
Organism: Syngnathus acus (greater pipefish)
Lineage: Eukaryota; Metazoa; Chordata; Actinopteri; Syngnathiformes; Syngnathidae
Product: solute carrier family 2, facilitated glucose transporter member 11-like
Exons: 2
Coding region: 158-1123 (321 amino acids)
Biological process (GO): monosaccharide transmembrane transport
Cellular component (GO): membrane
Molecular function (GO): hexose transmembrane transporter activity
Source: RefSeq, a predicted model, not a curated record
UAGCGUCUGUUUUUGUUCUGCUGUGCAGAGUUGCAAGAUCAUUCGAGAUGAUCAUCUUGGCUCGGUUCCUGGUGGGGAUUAAUUCAGGGGUCAAGUUGUGGGACUGACGGAGGUGUUGGGAACAGAACCUCUCUGGCACUACUUACUCGCCAGCAACAUGCUUCCAGGGUUAAUCCAGAUGCUGACGCUACCCUGGUUCCCGGAAAGCCCUAGAUAUCUUCUCAUCGACAGGGGGGACAGAGAAGCGUGCUUUCGGGCACUUGAACGACUCCGUGAUGGCGGUAAUCCAGAUCUGGAGAUACAGGAAAUACUAGAAGAACAGCAAAAGUAUUCCGAUCUUGGCUCUGCAGUUUCUGCAAAAACACCCUGGUCACUUUUUAAGGAUCCUGACCUACGAGCUCAACUCCGGACUGUCAUGGUGGCGAGCAGCGCCAUGAUGCUCUGCGGCAAUGACUCCAUCUACUUCUACGCGUCCUACAUCUUCCUUCAGGCGGACGUCCCUGCUGAUAAAAUCCAAUACGCCACUAUCGGCACAGGCGCGUCUGAACUGACGGCUUCCAUCUUGAGCAACCUCUUGAUCGAACGAGUCGGCCGCAGGUGUCUCCUGGUUGGCGGCUACACUCUUAUGUCGUGUUGGUCCAUCGUCUUCACCAUCGCCCUCACGCUCCAAAAACAAGGAGUCGAAGGAAUGCCUUACCUCAGCAUGGCGUGUGUGUUCGCCUACAUCCUUAGCUUCGGCUUGGGCCCGGCUGGGGUGACCGGGAUCCUGCCUGCGGAGAUUUUCGACCAAUCAGCUCGUCCGGCGGCUUACAUGGUCGCCGGAUCGCUAAUGUGGCUCAGUCUGUUCUUAGUAGGAAUGAUUUUUCCCUUCAUCGUCAAGAGCUUGGGUAGCCUUUGCCUGCUGCCAUUCUUAGCUGUAUGUUUACUGUCGGCCGUGUUUUUGGGGCUCACGGUCCCGGAGACCAAAGGCAAGAGCCUGGCUGAGAUCACAGAAGAAUUCGAUAAAAAGAAUAAACGGAAAAUACGGGCAAAAGGAUUGGACGAGCCAACGGAGGAGUUCAACAUGCAAGAGGAAGUCACCAGCUUCUCUUCCUUACCAGAAGGUCUUGACCUUGAAGACUGAACUCAGGGAAUGUGUCUUAAAGUCUUGCUGCAUCACAAUCAUUUUCAAUUUAUGACCUUAUAAGGGACGUGUAGCAAAAUCAAUGUUUUUAAUUUAAUCGUAUGCUGCAUAUUCGCAAAAUUAGGGAAAGAUGCCCUUGAGCAUGUUUACAGAAACUCAGCCUCAUUUAUGAUUCGCACUUUACUAAAAUGAUCACGCUCCACUUUUUUUCGUGCCAUUUGUUAUUUAAGAACACCGCGUACUUGGUUUUGCGUAAUCAUUUACAGCACCAAAGAUUUUACGAGUUUUCACUUGAACGAGCAGCGACGCUCAAGUUAACAGAGUUCGAAAUACAUCCGUGCAAAAUAGACGCUCCUUUUUGUAUGUUUUUCUUCUCAGGCUGUUAAAUUAUUUCUGAGCGGAACGUCAACUCUGAACAAAAACAAACAACCCAAGUUUUUGUUUAUGCAUGAUGCACAUCUCUCUACUUUUUGUCAAUAUUGUUCCUGCCAAAGAUAUUUAUCCCCCCACCACUUCCUAUUUCCUGUGCAUAUAUAAUUAGUCAUUUAAUUUCUACCUUGUGCAAAUAAAACUGAUAUCCCGAA